This is a messenger RNA of Entelurus aequoreus (snake pipefish), 2618 nucleotides long. It is a transcript of the gene mcoln1b, whose product is annotated as mucolipin TRP cation channel 1b. Lineage: Eukaryota; Metazoa; Chordata; Actinopteri; Syngnathiformes; Syngnathidae. Gene Ontology annotation, cellular component: plasma membrane; lysosomal membrane. The transcript has 14 exons. The coding region runs from base 245 to 1933 and encodes 562 amino acids. The record is from RefSeq and is a predicted model, not a curated record. Gene Ontology annotation, molecular function: NAADP-sensitive calcium-release channel activity.
UGUCAUUGGUCGUUGUCAUUGACAGAAGUCACGUGGCUUCAUCACGUGACAUCCCGGAAGCUGUGAGGUGUUUUUUUUACUGUAUGUAUUGUCGGCUCACCGCGACGCCGAGUCGCACACAAUGCAUGUCGGUGAGACUCCAGAAGUAUGGAUAUGAUAAACAUUUUUCUACGUCCCGGCGUGCUUCUUGAGGUAAUUACCUGCCUUGUGUCGCCAUUGUGAGCGUCCACUCCGAACCAUCACCAUGGCAUCUUCGAGGUGCGUUCAGGACCUUGCCACAGAGAAGGACAGACUUCUUUCCUCCACGACUGACUACGGGCCUCAGGACCUUCUCGGGGCUAGUCUUGUGAGCGCCGACCUCCGCCAGCUGCAGGAACAGGAGGAGGAAGAGUCCCUGAGGAGGAAGCUCAAGUAUUUCUUCAUGAGCCCGUGCGACAAGUACCACGCCAAGGGACGCAAGCCCUUCAAGCUGGGCCUGCAGCUGCUCAAAAUCGUCAUCGUCACAGUGCAGCUGGUGCUCUUUGGCCUGAGCAACCAGAUGGUUGUGACGUUCAAAGAGGAAAACACAGCGGCGUUCAAACAUCUCUUUCUGAGGGGUUACCGUGACAACACUCCUCAGGCGGUCCACACGCAAAAAGAACUGUACAGCCACAUCAACUUUGCCAUUGCGCAGUACCUCGCUCUCCCUGAGAUCUCUCUGGGACAGUAUGCCUACGUACCAGGUGUCGGGGGAAAUGGAAGUGCACUCCUCCUGUGCCAGAGAUACUACAAGAGGGCCACCAUCAUCCCUGUCAAUGAGACCUUCGACAUCGAUCCUCAUAUUCUCACUGAGUGCAUUGGAGUCAGCCCGCAGACUCACGAUUCCGCUGGUGGAGACGGCGACUACAGGAACUUCACUCUCAACUUUUACAAGCUGAUCAAUGUGACAAUUGAUUUCCAGCUGAAGGCGAUCAACGUUCAGACCAUUAUCAACAAUGAGAUCCCUGACUGCUACACCUUUGCUAUCACGAUCCUCAUGGACAACCGAGCUCACAGCGGUAAAGUUAAGGUGAGUUUACAAAACCAGGCGUCCAUAAGGGAAUGUAAGGACCCCAACGUGUCUGGACAUGCGGAGAGCUACGCCCGGCAGUUCUUUGACGUGUUGGUGGCGCUCGUUUGCCUGCUCUCUCUGCUGCUGUGUGGACGCUCCGUCCUCAGAGGUGUAAUCUUGCAACACGAAUACGGACAGUUUUUCCAGAGCAGACUGGGCCGUGGCGUGAGCUGGGGUGACAGAAUGGAGUUCAUCAACGGCUGGUACAUUCUGCUCAUCGUAAGCGACAUGUUCACCAUCGUCGGCAGCUUCAUCAAGAUUGGGAUCGAGUCCAAGAAUUUAUCAUCCUACGACGUGUGUUCCAUCCUGCUGGGAACGUCCACUUUGUUGGUAUGGCUGGGAGUCAUCCGUUAUCUCAGCUUCUUUCAGAAAUACAACAUCUUGAUCGUGACACUCCGAGCUGCUUUUCCCAAUGUCAUCCGCUUCUGUUGCUGCGCGGCCGCCAUAUAUUUGGGAUACUGCUUCUGUGGAUGGAUUGUACUGGGCCCGUAUCAUACCAAGUUUCGCUCCCUGCCCAUGGUGUCAGAGUGCCUCUUUUCGCUGAUUAACGGCGAUGACAUGUUUGUGACGUUCGCCGAGAUGGAGCGGACCGGCACGCUGGUUUGGAUCUUCAGCCAGGUCUACCUUUACACCUUCAUCUCCCUCUUCAUCUACAUGGUGCUGUCCCUCUUCAUCGCGCUCAUCACCGGAGCCUACGACACCAUCAUGGCGCAAACACAGGAGCAGGUACGCGUCAGCGACCUCCAUGCGUUUAUCGCGGCGUGCACGGAUACGCCCAGCUCUGGGAGGUUCCGCAGUCCUGAGGGGUCGUCAUGCUCCUUCCUCUGCUGCUGUGAGUGGUGAGGAGGAGGACGUCAGAUUGGAGUCCCAGCAGGGAGGAUGAAGAUGAGGAUGAUGCAGAGAACCAACUGACCUUGAACCGCUCUGUUCUCUCUCUAACCGAACUGUGCAUUCCUACUCAUGCUGUUACACUCGCGUAUUCUGCACCAGCUCAAUGACCAGCUUUGGCUUUUAUUCUGAAGGGAUAAUGACUUGCUGUAAAAUGUAAAGCCAGUAAUCACACAACGUACUUGAACUCACCAUCAUGUAAAGACUUUUUUUUAUUAUUAUUUUUAGCAUUUUUAUUGUCAAUGUCAGGAUUUUUAAAUGUUCCUUGCAAAGUAGAAUAGACACCAAAAUAACUAUUGCGAUACGGUGUACACUAGGGGUGUCAUGAUACAACUUUUUAUUUUUAUUUUUUACUUCCGAUACGAUUUUGAAGCAUGAUUAUUGGCCGAUACCGAUAUUGAUCUGAUACGAUAUUAUAGGGCUGGGUGAUAUGGCUGAAAACUGUAUCACGAUAUAAAUGUUUUUCUCGGAUGAUUAUUAAUAUUUUUAUGAGCUAUCGAAAGGAGCAGAAGACAAAUAUAUAAAAUGUCAAAAUUUGUAUUACCUUCCUCUGAUUUUAGGCAGAAGGUCAACACAAGCGUGGAAAACACUCAAACAUUAUCCUAAUAUAUAUAUAUAUAUAUAUAUAUAUAUAUAUAUA